CCGGUGGUCAAAGAAAGCACGGAACAGAAACGGAUGCCCUGCAUGUCUCAGGGAGCGACAUGUUUCAAAAGCGCACUUAAAAGCUUUCGCAUGUCGCUUAUUGCUGCUUUCGUAAUGUCGGGUUGGGGAGCGAGAUCAAAGUGUUUCCAGGUGGAAGGAUGCUCUUUUGCACCUCUGUGGACUUGUGGUUGGCUGCAGGAGACGCGGUGUGCCCCUUGAUGCACUGGUGGAGCAGCUGCCAGCUGCCAUGUGGAGGAAAUGGGGGUGUCUGGGUUUGGGGCUGUGCUGGCUGGGAGGUCCUUCGGUCAGCUAUGAGCCCAGCCCAGCUUUUCUCUGCAAUGUCCUGACGUUUGCUCUCCAGCGGUUUUGUGCCUUUCACAAAAGGGUGCAGACUCCUAAGGUCAGGUGGGAAGAGGAGAAACGGGAGGAUGGCAUCAAGUGGCAGCGACUGGAGCACAACGGCCCGUACUUUGCACCGCCUUACGUCCCGCUGCCGGAUGAUGUCCGCUUCUAUUACAAUGGGAAACCUAUGAAACUCAGCCCGGCCGCAGAGGAAAUCGCCACCUUCUAUGCCAAGAUGCUUGACCACGACUACACAGGGAAGGCCAUCUUCCAGAACAACUUCUUCAGCGACUGGACAAAGGAGAUAACCUCCGGAAGAGCAGAAAGAAGCAUCAGAGAGCCGGAAAGUGUGAUUGCAAGAUAUCCAUGCUAAGUAUUUCGUGGAGGUGCGUGAGGCUCAGGAAAUCUCUGCCCAAGGAGGAGAAACAGAAAUUGAAAGUGGAGGCAGAGAAAAUCCAAGAGAUAUACGGCUACUGCAUAAUCGAUGGGCACCGGGAGAAGAUUGGCAAUUUCAAAACCGAACCUCCAGGUCUCUUCCGGGGUCGUGGGGA
Messenger RNA from Sphaerodactylus townsendi, 893 nucleotides. Its product is annotated as DNA topoisomerase I, mitochondrial-like. Gene Ontology annotation, biological process: DNA topological change; DNA replication. Lineage: Eukaryota; Metazoa; Chordata; Lepidosauria; Squamata; Sphaerodactylidae. Gene Ontology annotation, molecular function: DNA binding; DNA topoisomerase type I (single strand cut, ATP-independent) activity. Gene Ontology annotation, cellular component: mitochondrial nucleoid; chromosome. The coding region runs from base 248 to 715 and encodes 155 amino acids. The record is from RefSeq and is a predicted model, not a curated record. The transcript has 5 exons.